Messenger RNA from Lutzomyia longipalpis, 1311 nucleotides. Its product is annotated as zinc finger matrin-type protein 3-like. Lineage: Eukaryota; Metazoa; Arthropoda; Insecta; Diptera; Psychodidae. The coding region runs from base 83 to 1252 and encodes 389 amino acids. The transcript has 4 exons. Gene Ontology annotation, molecular function: nucleic acid binding; zinc ion binding. The record is from RefSeq and is a predicted model, not a curated record.
UUCAAUAAAUUGCAAAAAUUGAUACAAAUAAGAUAAUUCUUGUAAUUUUAGUGCAUCGUGAGCAUAAUUUACCUUCAAAAAAAUGUCCACAGAAUCCACAUUUACAGGAGAAUAUUACUAUUCUUCGAGUAAUUUCAAAAUUCCCAAAGUAGAGCAAGAAAGACGUCCUGAAAGUGCUGCAGAUCCUUCAGAUGAAUAUUCGGGACUUUUUGGAGUUGUUGACAAUGUGGCAGAAUAUUUGGAUAAUAUGCAGGAGAGAUUUGGCCAAGAAAAGAAUUCUUUCGAUCACAAGCAAACCGGCAGGAAGGAACCUCAGCGUAAGCGGAAGGCUGAAAUGCCCCCAAAGGAGCCAAUUGAUGGUGACCAGCCAAUGCUUGAUGUUCAAGAGGCACCACCCUCGGAGCCAAGCACGAAGAGAAAUCGUGUAGGGCAUGUCCUCAUGGAGAUGCUCGAAGAGGAUCUUCCAGCUGAACUGAAGAGUCUCAUGAGGCCUCUAUGCUGCGAUCUUUGCAAUGUAAAGCUGAAUUCCGUUCUCACGGCAAAUAUGCACUAUGAGUCAAAGAAUCACGACAAGAAGAUUAAUAAUUGGCUCCUGGAGUGGUCAAAGAAGACCGGGCAGCCCCCACCGAAGCGUCAAAAAACAAUUAAAGAUGGACCCGUGGGACCAAAUGCCUUUCAUUGUGAAGCAUGUGACAUCCCAUUGACAUCCCUUCAGCACGCUAGGACACACUAUUCCGGGCGAAAGCACCAACUUGUUGUCUCGGGACGAACAAACCCUUCGGGAUCGGGGUACUACAACCCCGAAGGGAAGUGGGUGCGUCAAAGCACAAAGACAGUUCAUGAUCCAACGGGGCGUUUUGGUAUUGGUACAUCCUUCGUUGCACCACCCCCACCUCCUGCCGCUCCUACGACAAAUCAAGCCAUCUUUUGUAAGCUGUGCAACAUCUCAGUAACUUCGGAUUCACAAAUGAAGCUUCACCUGGAAGGUGCAAAGCACAACAAACGCCUCAAAGCUUCCACUGAUGCAACAUUUCCACCUACCAACAAUGACACCGUUAUGGAGAGCAUUGUGAGGCAGCAGAGUGGAUACAUCCCACCCAAAAGGGACAUUUCCAUUCAUCGAACCCCGUCGGGGAAUUACUACUGCAACGUCUGCGAUGUUACAGUCAACAACGACAACCUGUUCAAUCAGCAUCUUGAUAGUAAGAAGCACAUGAAGAAAUUGAAAGCAUCACAACAACAACAACAAUAGAGAUUAUAGCCGAUGUUGUAAAAAUAUUAUUUUACAUUAAAAAAAAAAAUAAACAAAAA